CCCUUUUUAAAAGGCCAGCUCAUCAAAUCAUAGAUAUAAAAUUAAACACCUUCCUAUUAGUGUUCAAACAACCAAACCCGCGAACCAAGACGCCAUGAGAGAAAAGGGAAAGCUUCAGGCGGUGCUCGACUUCUCCUCGCCCUCCAGUAGUGCUGCUUUUACAGAUGAAAACGCUAGUGAGAGUGAAAGCCCUGUGCAUGUGGUCAAGACUGUUGUACCCAAGAAAAAGGUGAACUUUUUGUCUCCCCCAAAAUGGAAACUGAAGCACUCUGUCGGUGGCGGCAGUAAGUCCAUUGUGAGUGGGAAGUCCCAGAGAGCGGCUCUCAAACCCCUACAGUCUAAUAAACUCAACAGCAAGCUUCUUGUUGGACGGGGCUCACCACGUAUCCCAACAGUUGGCAAGACCUCGAAGCUUAGGCAAUCUGUCAUCUCCUGCACCUCACCACUCAGUACUAAGCAAAGCACAAAGCAGUCUGAUGCUCCUAUCUUGUGUACAGCUGAACAAGGCACACAAACAAACAGUGAUGUAACAUUGUCUCUGGAUUAUAGAAUGUGCACUCAAGAAGAGCCUCCCUCUGAGUAUUGGCAGAUCUUGGCUGAGCGGAGACGUGUUGCGUUGGCUGAAGCACUCAAGGAGAAUGAAGUGCUGUACACAGAGAGGGAGGACUGGAAGAAGCGAGAGAUUCAACUUGAGAGCCGAGUCAAAGACCUAGAGUAUUUCGCCAUGAUGUACAAUCUUGCGUCCAAGGAGGAUAAUUAAAUCAGAUCACUUAUCGGCUUUUUAAAUGCAUGUAGCCUCUCUAAACACUUAUACUGUGUUAAUGCAAAUCUUUUAAUAAUUAGUGUAUUGAUCUUUACCUAAUUUCAUGCUUCUGAUGUUUCACUUUGAUGACUCUUUAUUGUUCCUUGA
Messenger RNA from Halichondria panicea, 910 nucleotides. RefSeq names its product geminin-like. The transcript is spliced from 4 exons. Bases 95 to 760 code for a protein of 221 amino acids. Lineage: Eukaryota; Metazoa; Porifera; Demospongiae; Suberitida; Halichondriidae. Gene Ontology annotation, biological process: regulation of DNA replication. The record is from RefSeq and is a predicted model, not a curated record.